GUCUUAACUUUGCAGCAGGGCAGGUGGCAGCAGUUGUCAUGGAGAUAACCGCAGGCCCGGCGUCGGCGCGCGGGGUUGUUUCCAUGGAGAUCCCGAGGCGAGGUGCUCUGGCAGCGGUGGAGGAGGACGAGGAGCGCGGGCAGACGAGCACCGAAGAGCGGCUCCAGCCGACCUCCCGCCAGGGAAACUUCUACAUGCUCAUCGUGAUCGGAGAGAUCGCGACAGAGCACCAGCUGCACACCGCCAGACAGCACAUAGAGCGCGGUAUUCGUACUUGGGACAUCAAUGUGUCAGAAUGUGACCUGGACCAACAACUACAGCUUUUCAUAACCAGACAUUCCGCCCAGUUCUCAGCCGAGGUCAGAGGUCAAAGGACUCUGCACCACAAAAGUGAUGUUCUUGAAACGGUUGUAUUAGUGAACCCAUCAGAAGAUACUGUUAUCUCUGAGAUCCAUUGUCUUGUAUCUGACCCAGCUGUGCACAAGCUGCUGGUCCUGAGUGGGCAGAGUUCUGACCAAGGUGACCUGGUUCUCCAAACUGGAGUGUUCAGUCAUCAAACCUUCUCACGUGUGUUUGCUGAUCCUGGGGUCAGUAAUUUGCUGGUUAAAUCCAGCUCUGGACAGCGGGCAACACUGACUGUGUCUUGCCGUGGUGAGGCAGGCUGGAGCUCUGUGGGGCAACAGCAACACAUUCGGGAGUUGCUGAAUUAUAGGCUGAAUCCAGAGCCUACCCUCCCUAAGAUGGAGGGGGUCACUGAGUUUACCGAAUACAUAUCUGAGACUGUGGAUGUACCAUCCCCAUUUGACCUUCUUGAGCCUCCAACCUCUGGAGGAUUCCUAAAGCUGUCAAAGCCUUGCUGCUACAUCUUUCCUGGUGGACGGGGGGAUUCUGCGCUUUUUGCCGUCAAUGGUUUUAACAUUCUGAUUGACGGUGGCUCUGACAGAAGGUCAUGCUUCUGGAAGCUUGUCAGACAUUUAGAUCGUAUUGAUUCUAUCCUUCUUACCCAUAUUGGUGCUGAUAAUCUUCCCGGGAUCAAUGGACUCCUUCAAAGGAAGGUUGCAGAACAAGAGGAAGAACAGUCUCAAGGUUCAACCACCUACAGUGAUUGGAUGAAAAAUCUGAUAUCACCCGAGCUUGGAGUUGUGUUCUUCAACGUACCUGAGAAGCUUCGCACAUCAGAAUCAAAUUUGAAAGUCAAGCGAAGCAUUGAGGAAGCCUCUCUUACAUUGCAAUACCUCAACAAGCUAGGAAUUAAGCCUGAGCCUCUUUUUCGAGUGGUCAGUAAUACCAUCGAGCCCAUCACUCUUUUUCACAAGAUGGGUGUGGGCAGGUUAGACAUGUUUGUCCUGAACCCUGUGAAGGACAGUAAGGAAAUGCAGUUCCUCAUGCAGAAGUGGGCAGGUAACAGCAAGGCCAAGACAGGGAUAGUGCUUCCCAAUGGAAAAGAGGGAGAAAUAUCUGUACCGUAUUUGACAUCUAUUACUGCACUCGUUGUAUGGCUCCCUGCCAACCCUACAGAAAAAAUUAUCAGAGUUUUGUUUCCAGGAAAUGCACCGCAGAACAAAAUUCUUGAAGGGCUUGAAAAGUUGAAGCACCUUGAUUUCUUGCGGUAUCCGGUAGCCACCCAAAAAGACAUAAAUUCUGGCGUUUCACCUUCAGCGGUAAAACAAACAAAGCUAAAACAAAGAACUGACAGCAAAGAAAGUCUCAAAUCAUCUCCCAAGACUCAAGCACCAGCUAAGCCUUUUAAGAAAGAAACCGAUGAGCAUGAGGAUGUAUCCAUUGUCGACAUAAAGAGUGACUCUGUCAAUGAGAACAAGAUUGAGAAAAAAGAAGAAAAGAAGCACACCAAGCCACUGAAACCAAAAGCAGAUGUGGCAGAAAAGAAAAAAUUAUUGAAGGAGAAAUCACUGAAAAAACACCCUAAGGAAAGGGUGUCUAAAAUGGAUGAAAAGAAAGACAAAGAAAAGAGGGAAGUUAAAAAAGAAAGACGUGAAAUUAAAAAAGAUGAUGCUGUGAAAAAAGAUGAGAAAAAGUUUAAAGCCAAGGACACUUCAAAACCAGAACUGAGAAAAAUAACUAAACCUGACCUGAAACCUUUUACACCAGAGGUCAGAAAGACCCUCCACAAGGCCAAAACCCAAGGAAAACCCAAAACAAUAAAGAGCAAACCUACAACUGCCAAGGUAGAGAGUGCAGAGAUUGUGGCCGAACCAGUGGCUGAAAAGAUUGAGCCUGAGAAACCUGAAAAAGGGACAGGAGAAGUAAUAUCUGCUCCAUCUACUCCAGAAGAUUUAACAAAAGACUUUGAUGAAAUGAGACCCACUGAAACGACAGAUCAAUCUGAAGCUCCUAAAAGUGCCCUUACUGUCUCUGAAUUACCAGCUGAAAGAGACAAUGAAACUUCAGAUGUUGCAGAGGAGCGAGAACAAGUUCAUGUUACAGAAACCGAUAUUGUGGAACAAAAAACUACAGAGAAAGCAGCAGCACCAUCAGCAGAAAUCCAAGAAGUGCCAUCAGCAGAAGUGAAAGAACAACAGGAUGAGACCCAAACAUUAGAAUUAGAGAAAUUUGAGGAUGAGGGUGCUGCAAUUGAAGAUGAAGAUGAGGAGGAGGUUGAGAUACAGCCUGUUAAGAAGACGACAGAUGAGGAGGAGGAGGAAGACAUGGGAAUAGGAGAUGAAGAGGAUGAAGGAGCAGCAAAGGAAACCAAAGAUUUAGAGGGCAUGGACAGAAAACAUGAAAUUGAGGAAAUGGAGAAGCAAAAACAAGUGGAGGAAAGAAAGACUGAAGCUGAAGAGGAGCAGUUUGAAGAAGAGGAUGUGAUUGAAAAAGCUGAGCUAGAGGAGGCAGAGGAUUUGGAUGCCAUUGCAGAUGAAGAAAUAAAGGAUUUCUCUGCUGAGAAAGUCAAGGAAGAAGAGGAUGCAUAUUUGUCAAACGUUGGAGGUGUUACAGCUGGCAUUACCUCUACAGCCCAAGGAGCUGCAGCAGCAGAAAACUUAUCAUACAUUCAGGAUGAAACCAUCCCUGGUUACUCUGAGACUGAACAGACCAUCUCAGAUGAGGAGAUCCAUGAAGAAGCAGAGGACAGGAUACCACACCUUCAAUAUGAGGUUGGUAGCUAUGAUGUCUCCGUCCCAGACCAACCAGGCUCCUUUGAUGCCAUCCAUGGAAUGAGAGAAAUGCAAGCUGCUGCAAUGGGCAAUGGAACAGACAAAGUAUUGAUUGGUGCACAGGAGCCACCUAUUUCCAUCUACACCAGCAUACUUGCAGCACCACUAGCUGAAGAAGAACAUGUUUCUUCAGCAACAUCUAUAACAGAGUAUGACAAACUGUCUUCUUUACCCACUUCUGUUGCAGAAGAUCAGUCAGUGGCAUCCGUCACAGCACCUCAGACUGAAGACACUGGAAAAAGUUCCCUUGUCUUGGAUACUGUUCAACCGGUUACCCAGACAGAGGCCACCCAAGGAAAAGACUACCUACAUUCAGCUGGAACCAUCUCACCAACAUCCUCCUUAGAGGAAGACAAGUGUUUCAAAUCAUCUCCCUCUGAUGAAUCUCCACCACUUCCCUUAGAAGGCAAAACUGAGGGAAUUGAGAUGGCUGUCCAUUACGGUGAUGAAGAGGAGGAUGAAUAUGAGGAUCAAACACCAAAUGUUGACAUUUCACUUGGAAAGUUACAAGAAUCAUAUGCCUCACCUGAUAAACUUGAACACAAGGAGAAAGAAAUGGACAAACCCAAAAGUCCUGUGCCUUUAGUUCCUGAUACUUCAUCUGAUGAAAAAUCCUCACCACCUGAGAUGGAGCAGGCAUCAGUAUCACCUUCUAGGGAGGACUCAUCUUUUGAAGUACAAACAAUACUCUCCUCCCCAACGCACAGUGUUUCUAAGCUUCCUGUUACUGAGGCUAGUGUUUUUCCAGAUGUGGAAGACCGAUGCAUUAGCCCUGAUGACAGCACUGUAAAAAUGGCUUCUCCUACACAUUCUGGACCACCUAGUGCGUCUCACUCUCCCCUCAGAAUGUCACCCGUGGAAGGGAAGGAUAAAGUCCUCCUUAAAGAGACUCAUCAAGAACCAGGAGUGCCAGUUAGCCCCACUAAAAUUGAAUCUGAAAAGGAGAGUGUAAAACAAAAACCUAGUAUUUUAGAUGAGAAAGAAAUACCUCAAGCAGAGGAGGAAGAAAAGGAUAGAAUCCAGGAAGCAACCUCUGCACCAUCCCCACUUGUUGAUGACUUAUCAGCUAAAAAAGAAAGCCUACCAGUUCUACCAUCAAAAGAAAUAAGUGAUACAAAGGUAAUGCCUGAUCCAAGUGUUGAAAAGAAGGGCGAAGUUGAAGAGGACUUAAAAGAGAGCAGCAAGGCUGUAAUUCUUGAGGAUAAAGAUACCAAAUUAUCUGAUGAUCGUGACGUUGAAGAAACUUUAAAAUCGUCUACAGACAAAGAAGAGAAAAGAGAGAAGGAGAAAGAAAAGGACGGUGAGAGAGAUGACACUGAAGGGAAACAUAAGGAGGAAGACCAAUUAUUAAAGUAUGCAGAGGUUACAGAUAAAGGUGAUGUAAUAUCAGAACCAGAAAAAGCAGCAUUGCCCUCUAAAGAGGAUUUUGAUAAGAAAAAUGCUAAUGAAGAAGAGCUUCAAGGAAAGAUUUUUCCAACAGUUCUGGAAAGUUCUGAGAUAAAAAAACAGGAGAAAGAAGAAGAAGAAAUUCAGCCAGAGAAAGCCAAAAUAUCUUCUAAAUUGGACAAGGAAUCCAAAGAGAAAGAUCUGACUGAUAUAUCUUGUCAGUCCAUAGAAAGCCCAGAUAUCAAAGCAGAAACAUCAACAUCUCCUGAAGUAGCCAAAGCAUAUAUGGAGACACGAGACACUGUAGAGAAAGAUGUGACACCUAAACCGGAAAAGACCUCUGAGCAGAAAUCUGAAUCAACUGAUAUUACACCUGAACAGGUGGCUUUGGAGGAAACUGAUUCAUCUGUCUGUACAAGCCAAUUUAAGGAAGACACAGAUGGCCUCCAAUCUCAAAUACAACAAUUAAGUGAAAAAACAGAUGUUACACUGAAAGACGAAGAAAAGGUAGAAAGUAAAAGUGAGGCUGAGAAAAUGAUCUCAGCUGCCAAAGAACACGAAGACUCCCUCUCAAAACCAGAUGUUCAAUCUACAGAGAUGCAUGUAGAAGUGUCCAUUAUAGAGAAGGACAUGUCUGCUAAAGAUGAUCAAGAAUCUAAAGGGAUGUCAGCACAAGAGAUGAAACCUCAUACAUUAGAGGCAACUCUAAGUGAGACCGAAAUUACUCGUAAACAAGACGAAGACUUAAAGGAGAAGCUAUUGGAAGAAACGCAAACCACACAACAUUUGGAAAAAGCAGAUGUAUCAUACAAAGAAGAGCCUCAAAUAACACAUUCCGUCAUUUCACAGGACACAGAUGAAACUAGCCAAGAUAUGGAAACUGUAGUGGACACUAAAUCCAAAACACAAGUUUCCAUUUCAGACAAAAUGGAUUCCUUACCGAUAUUAGACCAAGAACCUAAAGACAAACAACCAGAAUUGAGCCAAGUUUUGCUGUCUGAAUCUGAGAAAUUAGAUUUGUCCUCUAAAGAUGAUCAAGACCAGAAAAACAAAGAGUUUGUGCUAACUAGCAAACCAGAUGAAGAGUCUACAGAAUGUCAGACUUAUGAAAAAAGAGAUCCGCAUACUAUCUCUAAAUCUGAUUUUGAUUCUGAAGUGAAGAGUGGACCCCAGACAAUAACACCAGAGAAAGAAGAUGUGCAAGCUAAAGAGGAUGAAAUAAGCAAAGGCAUAUCUGUCAAAUCUGAACAACCAGUUGAGUUUGAAGACAUUUCCCCAAAACCGUAUGAAUCUAAAGAUAAGUGUGUGGAGGAUACUCAACUUCAGAUAUCUACAGAUCAAUCAGUAUCUGAGAGUGCCACUACUAAAACCGACCAACAGUAUGAAGAAAAACACACUGAAAAGAUUGAAACUGAAGAACCUCAACCAAGCAUGGCGACAGAUGUGCCAUCUGACACAAAACAAGAACUUAAGGCAAUAUCUGUGGAAGAAAAGCCAGAACAGAUUCCAACAGAAUCAAAAACUGUGGAUUCAAAAUCAGAACACGAUACUUUAGGCACACUGAAGAAAACAGAUCUUCCCAUUGCAGAAGAUAAAACAACUGAUUCGAAAGUAAGCAAAGAGCCUGAGGAGAAAUUAAUGAAAAAAGAUGCAUCAAAAUUGGUGUCAGAUGAAUUAGACAGCAAAAUGGACUUGGGAGCCAAACCGAAAUCUUUGGUAGAAUCUUCAGAACAAAUGUUUGAGACCUCAGAUCUGAGUUGUAAAGAAAAAGUGGAAUUGAAAGAUGAACCUAAAGGAGAUAUCAAACAAGACGCAUCAUUACAUGAAACAGAUACGUUCCCAUCGUCAGACAUUGGAUUCAAAUUAAAUUUAGAUUAUAAAGAAAAGUUCAUUGAAGAAGCCUCCUCAACUGUGGAGAAAACAAAAGACACCAAGUCAACCUUUGAAACUACAUUUCCAACCAAAUUUUCAGAUGAAGAUGAAAGUACUGAGGAGGAUGAAGGAGAUGCUGUUUGUAUGGGAGGGGCUGGUUCAAGACCAUUAUCAGUGGAACCUUGGAAGUAUGAAGAACCAAAGGCAAGCAGUUCUGAGACAAGCAUGAAAAAAGAGGAAACUGUGGCCCAUUUAGAAAAAAAAGAGUUGACUAGAGAUUCCAGUGGAACAUCGCCUGAACCAGAGAAGGAGUGUAAGAUGGAUACCACAUCACUUACACCUUCUACUACAGAUACAAAUACUAAAGCUGUCUCCGAGACUCUAACUGAGAGCAAACCAACAAGUAUCACACUGCCCAGCUCUGACAGUCAGGCAAGUGUUGAAGAUGACCAACAUGAAACAUUGCUUUCUUCAAAGGAAGCUGUAAAACCUGAGAAGGAGGCUGAGAGGGAAAGGGAAGGAGAACGAGAGAUUGCCUCUCCAGGGUUAGAGUCACAUUCUGAUUUUCAAAAGACUGGCACUGGCACUGAUGAGAAAUGUGCUGAAAAGUCUGAUAGUGAGAAAAUGAAAUCUGAUGACAAGAUGACUUAUGAAGUGGAAAAAGAAAGCUAUGAAGCCUCUAAAUAUGAGCCAUAUGAAAAGCCUGUUUCAAAAGACACUGAGAGAGGAAGAGAGGAAGAGGACCAGUAUCCUAGUCUGGAUAGAGAUUUAGAUGACAACAGAAAAACAAGUCAGGCCACUUUGCUUGGAGCUGCUUGUUCAGUAGAGGAACAAAGUGAUGAAGAGCCAGUGUCUUUCAGCAAGGUUGAUUACCAGACCUCACCAGUUAUUCACAGCAGCCACAGUGCCUACUCAGAGCAAGACAAUAAAGAGCGAUACCAAGAAGAAGAACUGGUUAGAGAAGAGAGACCAGAUCUUUUUGUCGACAAUAAUCUUACAUAUGACAGCAAAGCCACUUCGGCAGCAGGUUCAAGCUUGUUUGCCUCAAGUGAUUUGCAAGACAAAUCAGAGAAAUUGGAAAGAGAAGAGAAGGAGAAGGAGAAGGAGGACACACAUUCUCCUCUUCAAGGAAAAGAUGAUGGAAGUCGUGUUAAACUGCCAGAUAAAGAGCCAUGUAUGUCUGCUUCCAGCCUUUCAAAACCUGAUACACAAGAGAAAGACCAUAAAGCAGAAGAUACACUGGCAACGCCUCAUGCAGAGGACCUGGACAAGACCAAAACCCAUGUGACUGAAGCUUCCCCUCCACAAGGGCUUUUUUCAUCGUCACAAGAUAAAAGUCUUCAGAGUCUAACAACUUCAUCAACAUCUGCUUCCGAUGAGAAAAAAAUGGAGAGUCCAGUCUCAAGUGAAGGUAACAAAGAUAAAAACAAACUGGAUUCAGCUGAAAGCCAAAGUGACCCGUUUUCUUCUGGUCGAUACUCGCCACCUGAAAAGGAUAUGCUUCCUGCCAGGUUAUCACCUGAAGAUCCCAGCACCGCCAGUCCUGGUUCUUCAGGUCAAUCCAUGAAAGUCGAUGACAACGUUCUUGCACUUGAGUGCACUGGAAAAACAGAUUCUCUUUCCAGCAAGUCAUUGACUGUGAGUGCAGAGACAGAUGAAUGCUUGGUCAGAAGCCAAAAAAUAUUAGCAGAAGAAGAGGAUGAUUAUGAGGAGGAGGAAGAGGAAGAUGCAAGUGACUUGGACAUUGAAAAGGGUGCCAGAGAGAUGUCUGAAAAAGAGUCCAAAGAAGCAUUUGAUACCAUGACUAUAUCUAAACCACUCGAAUCAAAACAAGAAGAUACUACUGGUUCCUUAGCAUCUGGAGCAUCUGCAGAAAAUCUACAGACAGAUACAACUGGAGAUUCAUCCACAAAAAAGUCCCCACAACAGAGCCUUUAUCAGUACCUGCAGAGCACAAGGAUAUAAUCAGCAAGGAGGAU
Onychostoma macrolepis is the source of this 8410-nucleotide messenger RNA. RefSeq names its product microtubule-associated protein 1A-like. The coding region runs from base 39 to 8396 and encodes 2785 amino acids. Gene Ontology annotation, cellular component: dendrite; synapse; cytosol. The record is from RefSeq and is a predicted model, not a curated record. Lineage: Eukaryota; Metazoa; Chordata; Actinopteri; Cypriniformes; Cyprinidae. Gene Ontology annotation, molecular function: actin binding; microtubule binding. The transcript is spliced from 5 exons. Gene Ontology annotation, biological process: microtubule cytoskeleton organization; regulation of microtubule depolymerization; dendrite development.